Messenger RNA from Branchiostoma floridae (Florida lancelet), 6343 nucleotides. Its product is annotated as myosin-16-like. The record is from RefSeq and is a predicted model, not a curated record. Gene Ontology annotation, molecular function: ATP binding; cytoskeletal motor activity; actin filament binding. The transcript has 43 exons. NCBI's taxonomy places the organism in Eukaryota, Metazoa, Chordata, Leptocardii, Amphioxiformes, Branchiostomatidae. Gene Ontology annotation, cellular component: myosin complex. The coding region runs from base 108 to 6173 and encodes 2021 amino acids.
CAGGGGUUGGCUACAUUCUAGAAUAUAAAACGAACAGAAACGCCCCACUCCACACACAGCCUGUCCUCUUCUUCUGUCAGUCUGUGUGAAGCCUCCGCCAAGUCAAGAUGCCAGCCUACGGACCCUCGAUGAUGGAGCAGCCCUCGGAGCGUUUCCUUUACGGAGACCCCGCGGACAUGAAGAAGCUGCGGUCGGCUCCUUACGACGCCAAGAAGAACUGCUGGGUUCCCGAUGCCCAGGAAGUCUUUAUCGAGGCCGAGAUCAAGGCCAAGAAGGGUGACCAGGUCACGGUCACCACCAGGACCGGCAAUACCAUCACCGUAAAGGCCAGCCAGAUCCAGGACAUGAACCCUCCCAAGUUCGCAUGCGCGGAGGACAUGGUGAACAUGACGUUCCUGAACGAGGCGUCCGUCAUCAACAAUCUGCGCACGCGCUACGUCAACACCCUGAUCUACACCUACUCCGGGCUGUUCUGCGUGGUGAUCAACCCGUUCAUGCGCCUGCCCAUCUACGGAGAGAACGUGGUGAAGAUCUACCGCGGCAAGAGGAAGCAGGAGGUCCCGCCUCAUCUCUUCUCCGUGGCCGACGGCGCUUACAUGAACAUGAGGGGCGAGAGGGUGUGCCAGUCCAUGUUGAUCACUGGUGAGUCCGGUGCCGGGAAGACUGAGAACACCAAGAAGGUCAUCGCCUACUUCGCGACUGUCGGUGCCAGCCAGACUGCCGGGGAAGCUGACCCUUCGGCCAAGAAGGUCACCCUGGAGGACCAGAUCGUGCAGACUAACCCCGUUCUGGAGGCCUUUGGUAACGCCAAGACCGUCAGGAACAACAACUCCUCCCGUUUCGGAAAAUUCAUCCGAAUCCAUUUCGACCAAAAGGGUAUCCUGGCCGGAGGCGACAUCGAGACUUAUCUUCUCGAGAAAUCUCGCGUGAUCGCACAACUUCCCGGAAUGGAGCGAGGCUACCAUAUUUUCUUUCAGCUCAUGUCGAACGGUAUCCCCGGCACUGUAGACCGUCUGCUGCUGAAGAAAGACCCGUCGUUCUACCGCUUCGUGAAGGAGGGAGUGUACGACGUGGCGGGCCUGGACGACGGGGAGGAGUUCCGCGCCACGGACGAGGCCUUCGACAUCCUGAACUUCGCCGCCGACGAGAAGGAGAACAUCUACAAGAUGUGCGCCGCCAUCCUGUGGUUCGGCAACAGCAGGUUCGCACAGAGGGGCGAGCAGGGAGAACUGGAGAGCAUUGAGGAGAUGCAGAAGGUCGGUCGUCUGUUUGGCAUCGACGCUGACGAGUUCGGUAACGCCAUCUGCAAACCGCGUGUGAAAGUCGGGGCGGAGUUCGUCACCAAAGGUCAGACUGCAGACCAGUGCAUGAACGCAGUGGGAGCACUGUCCAAGUCCGUGUACGAUAGGGUCUUUAGGUUCAUUGUCCAGAAGUGUAACCAGACCCUGGAGACGGACAAAGAGCGGGCGUACUUCAUCGGUGUGUUGGACAUCGCCGGCUUCGAGAUCUUCGAGUUAAACAGCUUCGAGCAGCUGUGUAUCAACUAUACCAACGAAAAGCUGCAGCAGUUCUUCAACCACCACAUGUUCGUACAAGAACAGGAGGAGUACAAGCAGGAACAGAUUGAGUGGGAGUUCGUGGACUUCGGCAUGGACUUGCAGGCUUGUUUGGAUCUUAUCGAGAAGAAAAUGGGCAUCCUGUCCAUGCUCGAGGAAGAGUGCGUCAUGCCCAAGGCCUCUGACAAGACGUAUCUGGACAAAAUGAACGGCCAACAUCUGGGCAAGAACCCCAAAUACGGCAAGCCGAAGCCAAGCAAGAAGAAGUACGAGGCCCACUUCGAGCUGGGUCACUACGCAGGGCCUGUCGGGUACAACGUCACAGCCUGGCUGGAGAAGAACAAGGACCCCGUCAACGAGACGGCCGUCAAGGUCUUCAAGGCGUCCAAGAACGCGCUGCUGAGCCACAUCUGGUCUGACUAUCUCACCGCAGAGGAGCAGGCUGAGCAAAAGGGCGGCAAGAAGAAGAAGGGAGGCUCCUUCAUGACCGUGUCUGCUGUGCACAGGGAACAACUGGAUCACCUGAUGCACACCUUGCACGAGACCUACCCGCACUUUGUGCGCUGCAUCAUCCCCAACGAGGUCAAAACCGGCGGCAUCAUCGACGGGCCUCUGGUCUACAACCAGCUGACGUGUAACGGUGUGCUGGAGGGCAUCCGUAUCUGCCAGAAGGGCUUCCCCAACAAGCAGAUCUUCUCCGAUUUGGUGGAGAGAUACCGAAUCCUGGCAGCGUCUGUCUUUGCGGAUGGCACCUUCAUUGAGGGAAAAGAGGCCUCCAGGCUGCUUCUUGAAGCCACGGGGCUCCCGAAAGCCUCAUAUGGCAUUGGUCUCACCAAAGUGUUCUUCAAGGCUGGAACUCUGGCCAAGCUUGAGGAGCUGCGUGAGGAUAAAAUCAACGCCACUAUCACCGGGAUACAGUCUGUUAUCCGCGGCAGGAAGCAGAGGCAAAUCUUCGAGAAGCUAUAUGCAGGAAGACAAGCCUGUGACAUCAUCCAGCGCAACAUCCGGUCGUUCUUCAAGCUGCGCCAUGACGGCUGGUACAAGAUGUACGGAGCCAUCAAGCCGCAGCUCACCGGCGCUAAGGCUGAGGAGAUGCUGGAGGUCAAGACCAAGGAACUGGAGGAAGCAUCCAAAGCUCUGGAGACCAAACGAAAGCAGAGGGAUGUCCUCGAGAAGCAGAUCAACGAUAUUCUUGCCGAAAAGGAAGAUAUCCAAAACCUGCUUUCUUCGGAAGGCUCUGUAGUCCGUGAAGCGGCGGAGGAGCGGGUUCGCAUCCUCGGUAAGGAGUUUAACGAACUCCAGAGCGAGCACAAGGAGCUGGAAGAGCACUGGGAGGACAUCAGCGAGAGCAGCAAGACCCUCCAGAUCGGCAGGGACAGGGCGCAGGCGGAAGUCGACAAAAUGAAGAAAAAGAUCGAGGACCUGGAACAGAAACUCUCCGAGCACGAGAAGAGCAAGCAGGGCGAGGAGGAGUCCCUGAGAGAGAAGGAGGACGUGGUCGCCAACAACCAGGACAAGAUCGCUCAUCUGCUGAAGGAGAAGAAGAGGCUGGAAGAGCUGAACGCACAAACACUUGACGACCUUGCCGCUGAAGAGGAGAAAGCCUCGCAGCUGUCCAAGCUUAAGAUCCGGCUGGAGCAGACUCUGGAUGACCUGGAGGACGACCUUGCGCACGAGAGACGCAUCGUCAUGGAGGUGGAGAAGGUCAAACUGCGCGUGACCAACGACCUGCAGAGGGUCCUGGAUGAUAUUCAGGAGACGGAGAACCUCAAGAUGGAGCUGGAGGAGAAAUUCAAAAAGAAGGAAUUUGAAUUGAAUGCAGCUCACUCUGCUACUGAGGAUGAAUCCGGCCAGGCAUCUGUGCUGACCAAGAAGUUUAAGGAGAUGCAGAGAAUAAUCAGCGAACUGGAGGAUGACAUGGAGGUGGAGAGAUCAGCACGUGUCAAGGCUGAGCGAGCUCGCGCCGAUCUACAACGUGAGCUGGACGACGUUGAGGGCAAACUGGAAGAAACAUCCGGGUUGUCCCAAAACGAGGCCGACAAGAACAAGCGGCGUGAACAGGACCUCCUUAAGAUACGGCGAGACCUGGAGGAGACCCUCGCGACUCAGGACGCUGAGGUGUCUCUGCUGCGGAAGAAGCACUCAGACGUGCUGGCGGAGAUGUCCGACCAGUUAGACGAUCUCCAGAAGGGCAAGAACAAGGCAGAAAAGGACAGGGACUCCCUGAGGAGGGAGGCGGAAGACCUGAACAUAACGUUCGAGGCGUUGUCUAAGCAGAAGCUUCAGUUGGAAAAGGCCAACAAACAUCUGGAGUCGACCUUCAUCAGCGUGACGGUGAAGAUCGAGGAGCACACUCACAUCAUCUCGGAGCUGCAGUCCUUCAAGACUCGUCUGACGGCCGAGAACGCCGAGCUGACCCGCCGCCUGGAGGAGUCGGAGUCCACCGUCAACGCUCUCAGGCGAAACGAGUCCAUCCUCAAAUCUCAGGUUGAGGAGGCUAAGCGCUCCCUGGACGAGGAGAUCAAGGCUAAGAACAACACGAUGGCUCAGCUGCGCUCGGUGCAGGCCGAGCUGCUCCGCUUCCAGGAGGCCAUCGAGGAGGAGCAGGAGAGCCGCGCGGGCAUGCAGAGGGAACUCUCCAAGCUCAACGCCGAGGUGCUCAUGUGGAAGAACAAGUACGAGAGCGAGGUUUCCGGCAAGAUGGAGGAGUCCGAGGAGAUCAAGCGGAAGAUGGCUCUCCGGUUGGCGGAGGCUGAGGAGGCUCUGGACGCGGCGAACGCGAGAUGCCUGAGUCUGGACAAGACUCGCAUGAGGCUGGCAGCAGAAGUGGAGGACUUCCAUGUUGAGGUGGAGAAGGCCCACACCCUUGCCUCUCAGCUGGAGAAGAAGCAGACCUUGGUGGACAGACAGAUCAUAGAGUGGAAGACGAAGAGUGAAGAGCUGUCCAUCACCCUGGAGAGGUCCCAGGUGGAGAGCCGCACGCACCAGGCAGAGAUGCUCAAGCUCAGGUCCAUGAUCGAGGAGAUCAGCGAGGCUAUUGAGAUCCAGAGGAAGGAGUCGAGGGUUCUUCACCAGGAUUGCUCGGACCUGCAGGACCAGCUGUCGGGCAGCGGCAGAGCGGUGUCCGAGACGGAGAAAGCCAAGCGCCGCCUGGAGGUGGAGCUGGAGGACCUGCGGAGCGCACUGGACGAGGCAGAGGGCGCUCUCGAGAUCGAGCAAGGAAAGGUUGUGAGGAUCCAACUGGAGCUGACUCAGCUGAAGUCUGACAUCGACCGGCGCCUUUCCGAGAAGGAGGAGGAGUUCGAGUCAACCAUAAAAAUGCACCAUCGCACAAUCGAGCAAAUGAACGAGCAAGUCGAUGUGGAGUCGAGGGGACGGGCCGAGGCUCUGCGUCAGAACAACGUGCUGAGCGGCCAGCUGGGUGAGCUCGAGAUCAACCUGGAGGGCGCCACCAGGGCCAACAACGACGCCAAAAAGCUGCUGGCGAAACUGCACACACAGCUGCAGGAGCUUCAGAUGACUCUGGACGAAACUUCGCGCAUGCGGUCGGACAUGCGUGACCAGGUGGGCUUGAAGGACCGGUACUGCAGCACCAUCCAGUCGGAGAUAGAGGAGGUCCGCAGGCUGCUGGAGGAUGCCGACCGGGCCAGAAAGCUUGCAGACGCCAGCCUGUCCGAGUCCCAUGACCGCGUGAGCGAACUGACCACCCAGACCUCGGGACUGGUCACCCAGAGGCGCAAACUCGAGGGUGAUCUGGACACGCUCAGGGCUGAGCUUGAAGAAUACAUCAACGAACUCCGCGUGACUGAAGAGAAGUCCAAGAGGGCUGUCAGCGACGCUGGGCGCAUGGCCGAAGAACUUCGCACAGAACAAGAUCAGAACCAACACAUGCUGAAGGUCAAGCACAACCUUGAGAUGACCUUCAAGGAUCUCCAGCAACAGCUUGAGGAGGCUGAGCAGUCCGCCCUGAAGGGCGGCAAACGUGCCUUGGCAAAGGUGGAGGAAAGGAUCCGUGAACUUGAGAUGCAGCUGUCAAUCAUCCAGAAGCAGCACCAGGACGACGUCAAGGCUCUGCGGAAGAACGACCGCUCCUUGAAGGAGUUCGCUGCACAGGAUGAUGAGAACAAGAAGAACCAGAUCCGCCUUCAGGACUUGAUCGAGAAGCUUCAGAGCAAGAUCAAGAUGUACAAACGCCAGGUGGAGGAGGCGGAGAGCAGUGCGGGCCAGAGCCUGUCCAAGUACCGGCACGCCCAGCACGAGCUGGAGGACGCGGUGGAGCGGAUGGAGAUGGCGGAGGCCUCGCUGAACAAGAUGCGCUCCCGCACCACCGAGACCCACGUGGUCACCAGGCGUCAUGUUGGCUCCGGCGUGCGUUCCGCCGCACCCUCUGCCCACUUCAGCGGCGGCCACUCCGCCCAUUACACCAGCGGCGGCGGCGGUGGGGCACAUUACACCAGUGGCGGUGGGGCACAUCUGUCCAUCGGUGGCGGAAGCUCCAGCUCCACCCACACCUCCCGCCAAGUGUACGGGGAUGAGGGAGCUGGUGGCACCACCGUGGUGAGGCGCACCGUCACCCGCACCACCCGCCGGGUUGUCACCUCCAGCGAUGAGGACUAAGCCGUUACAGUCUGCUGGUCACCGACGAAAACUCUCCGAAACAUGGACUGAUUGACACUGGACUCCUCUUUACCUUCUCCGCGCAUGAAAUGCUUGCUUGCGUAUUCGUAAAUGAUGCUUUUACAGUAGUUUGAACGUUGUAACAGCAAUAAAAUGAACGAUGAUGUUCA